Molecule: messenger RNA, 1823 nt
Organism: Gossypium raimondii (Peruvian cotton)
Lineage: Eukaryota; Viridiplantae; Streptophyta; Magnoliopsida; Malvales; Malvaceae
Product: cytochrome P450 72A15-like
Exons: 5
Coding region: 112-1668 (518 amino acids)
Molecular function (GO): heme binding; oxidoreductase activity, acting on paired donors, with incorporation or reduction of molecular oxygen; iron ion binding
Source: RefSeq, a predicted model, not a curated record
AAUCUUAGUCAAACCAAAAAGAAAGAAGAGAUAGAGGUGGGCAAAGCUGAGGUUCAGCUUUCAUAAACACCUUCAUUUGAAGACACAGUUCUCAUACUCAAACCAAAAGACAUGGAAGUUUUCCUUGUAAUUAGAGAUCUGGUUUCACUGCUUGUUGUUGGGUUAUUAAUGAUAUGGGGAUGGAGGGCUUUAAACUGGGUAUGGUUGACCCCAAAGAGACUCGAAAGGUGCUUGAAACAACAGGGUUUUGCAGGAAAUCCUUAUAGGUUCCUUUCUGGAGACAUCAAAGAGAGCUUCACUAUGAGCAGACAAACAAGAGCCAAACCUAUGCCUGUUAGUGAUGAUAUUGAGGCUUAUGUUGUUCCUUUUCUUCAUCGAACUAUCAACAAUCAUGGAAAUAAUUCAUUUAUGUGGUUUGGUCCAAGACCAAGGGUGACAAUUAUGGACCCUGAAAAAAUAAGAGAAAUAUUUACCAAAUUCAAUGACUUCCAGAAGCCUCAUUCCAAUCCACUGGUUAGAUUCCUUGUAGGUGGCCUUUCCAACCUCGAGGGAGACCAAUGGAGUAAGCAUAGAAAAAUUUUAAACCCUGCAUUUCAUCAAGAUAAGUUGAAGAACAUGUUGCCAGCAUUUUAUCAAAGUUGUAAUGAGAUGAUAAGCAAAUGGGAGGAGAUGGUGUCUAAAGAAGGGUACAGUGAGUUAGAUGUGUGGCCUUAUAUCGUAAAUAUGACAAGAGAUGUGAUUUCCCGAGCUGCGUUUGGGAGCAGCUACGAAGAAGGAAGAGGAAUUUUCCAACUAUUAGAGGACCUAACCUCUCUCACAAUCAAAGUUUUUCAAUCUGUUUACAUUCCAGGAUGGAGGUUUUUACCCACAAAGACUAACAGGGAGUUGAAGAUGAAACACAAAGACAUAAAAGAAUCGCUUAGGGAAAUGAUAAAGAGAAGAGAGAAGGCAAUUAAAGCAGGGGAAGAGAGCAAUGAGGACUUGUUGGACAUACUUGUGGAAUCCAAUAUCAGAGAAAUGGAAGCAAAGCAUAAGGGGAUGAGCAUUGAGGAUGUGAUUGAGGAAUGCAAGCUGUUUUACUUUGCUGGCCAAGAGACCACUUCGGUCUUACUGGUGUGGACUAUGGUUUUACUAGCAAGAUAUCCUGAUUGGCAGACUAAAGCAAGGGACGAGGUCUUGCAUGUUCUUGGUGACCGUAAACCUGAUGCUGAUGGCCUUAAUCGUCUCAAAGUUGUAACAAUGAUAUUGUACGAGGUUCUAAGGCUAUACCCAGCAGUCGUUUCGCUAGCACGCUCCAUUCCAAAAGAAAUAAAACUGGGAAAUUUGUUGUUGCCAGCCGGAACAGAACUUUUGCUUCCAAUCCUGCAGAUCCACCAUGACAAAGAUCAUUGGGGUGACGACGCACAUGAAUUUAGGCCUGAGCGGUUCGCCGAAGGGGUUUCCAAAGCAACAAAGAGCCAAGUCACGUUUCUGCCUUUUGGAUGGGGUCCUAGGAUCUGCAUUGGCCAAAACUUUGCCAUGAUGGAAGCCAAAAUGGCGAUGGCUAUGAUUCUCCAACGAUUCUGGUUCGAGCUUUCCCCUUCCUAUGCUCACUCUCCUUGCACCAUGAUAACACUUCGUCCACAGCAUGGUGCACAGAUAAUUUUACAUAAACUUGGGUCUAAUUGAAUUGUUACGUAAACAGCUCUUUAUAGUCAUCAUUACUCAAAUAAGUGAAAAUCUAGAUUAAAUUGCGUACCCAUCCGGUAGGUCGGGGAUUUGGAUAAUAUUUUGGGAAUUAAAUUAUAAAAAUUAUUUACGUAAAAAAAUUAUACUUUUUGCUA